CAGCAGCAUGAUGACCAAAGCAGGAGGAGAGCACUGACAGAGGGAUACUGUCCCCCUGUGCCGACACUUCAUCCAUUUAGGCGUGAUUUAACAGCGGACUGUCUCAGAUAUUUAGUUUUUUAGCUCUUACUGUAUCCCUCACUGCCGGGUUGUGAAGAAGACCUGCCCGGGUUAGCCUGUUAGCUACUUACUCCGGCUACAUGGCCAGCUAGCACAAUAAAGCUAACCGUCGGACCCGGCGAAGUGGAGAGCUGAGGAAGGGGAUGGCAAAGAGUUCACUCGGAUAGCCCUUUCAGAAGAAACAACGAUUAAUCAGACUUAACCAGUCCCAAUUUCUGUAACGUUUUCAAUCACCGGUUGUUGGUGUUACUGUAAUCCCCAACAUGGUGCAGAAGUACCAGUCACCUGUGCGGGUGUACAAGCAUCCCUUUGAGUUGGUGAUGGCGGCCUAUGAGCGCCGGUUCCCCACCUGUCACCUUAUCCCCAUGUUUGUGGCGAGUGACGUGGUGGAUGAGGAGAUUAGCGAGGACGGAUCCACCCACAGGAUCGAGCGCCGCUGUGCCCUGGAUGUGGAUGCCCCACGCCUUCUCAAGAGGAUUGCGGGUGUGGACUAUGUCUACUUCAUCCAGAAGAACACACUUAACCGAAAGGAGAGGACGCUUCACAUUGAGUCCCAUAAUGAGACCUUCUCCAACAGGGUCAUCAUCCAUGAGAUCUGCUGCUAUUCGGUCCACCCGGAGAAUGAGGACUGGACGUGUUUUGAGCAGACCGCCAGCCUUGACAUCAAGUCUUUCUUUGGCUUUGAGAGCACAGUGGAAAAAAUUGCUAUGAAACAGUAUGCCAGCAGUAUAAAAAAGGGAAAAGAAAUCAUAGAGUACUACCUUAAGGAACUUGAAGAUGAGGGGAUCACCCAUGUGCCCCGCUGGACUCCCUCCUCCCUUUCCCUGCCUCCCCCGAGGCCGACCAGCCUCUCUACCAGCCCACCUGUCCUCCCAAAACUCCCGGUCACGCCCGCCGUUUCUAUCCCGCUGCCCGCUGACGCCAAGGACAGCGCCUCUCAGGAUGCCAAGCAGGACAGCAGUGCACUUCAGGGAGACAGCCUAACUGAUAUCCUGGCUGGUACACCUGAAGAUAAACUGGAUGCAGACUAUAUCAAACGUUACCUUGGCGACCUCACCCCCCUGCAGGAGAGCUGUCUCAUCAGACUUCGCAAAUGGCUGCAGGAGACGCACAAGGGAAAGAUCCCCAAGGAUGAGCACAUCCUGCGCUUCUUGCGAGCCAGGGACUUUAACAUGGACAAGGCCCGGGAGAUCCUGUGCCAGUCACUGACCUGGAGGAAGCAGCACCAGGUGGACUACCUGCUGGAGACCUGGAGCUCACCACAGGUCCUCCAGGAUUACUACACCGGGGGCUGGCACCACCAUGACAGAGAUGGUCGUCCUUUGUACAUCCUGAGGCUGGGCCAGAUGGACACCAAAGGACUGGUCCGCGCCCUUGGAGAGGAGUCUCUGCUCAGACAUGUGCUGUCUAUCAACGAGGAGGGUCUGAGACGCUGCGAAGAGAACACCAAGGUGUUCGGUCGACCCAUCAGCUGUUGGACAUGUCUGGUAGAUCUGGAGGGUCUGAAUAUGCGUCACCUGUGGCGACCAGGAGUCAAGGCACUGCUGAGGAUCAUUGAAGUUGUGGAGGCCAACUAUCCAGAGACUCUGGGACGCCUGCUUAUCUUGAGAGCUCCCAGAGUUUUCCCAGUCCUCUGGACACUGGUGAGUCCAUUCAUUGAUGAAAACACCCGCAAGAAGUUCCUAAUCUAUGCAGGCAAUGACUACCAGGGUCCUGGAGGGCUGGUGGAUUACAUAGACAAGGAGAUCAUCCCUGACUUCCUGGGAGGAGAGUGUAUGUGUGAGGUACCAGAGGGUGGCCUGGUUCCCAAGUCUAUGUACCGCACAGCGGAGGAGCUUGAGAACGAGGAUGUCCGCCUGUGGACCGAGACAAUCUACCAAAGCGCCAGCAUCUUCAAGGGAGCUCCACACGAGCUUCUGAUUGAGAUCAUUGACGCCUCUUCAGUCAUCACCUGGGACUUUGAUGUCUGCAAAGGCGACGUGGUUUUCAACAUCUACCACUCUAAGCGGGCUCCUCAGCCACCACGCAAGGACCCCCUGGGAGCCCAUGGCAUCACCUCCCCAGGAGGCAACAACGUCCAGCUUAUCGAUAAGUCUUGGACACUGGGUCAAGAUUACAGCAUGGUGGAGUCCCCGCUCACCUGCAAGGAGGGAGAGAGUGUGCAGGGCUCUCAUAUUACACGGUGGCCAGGUUUCUACAUCCUCCAGUGGAAGUUCCACAACAUGCCAGCCUGCUCGGCCACCAACUUACCCCGAGUGGACGACGUGCUGGCCACCCUGCAGGUGUCCUCGCACAAAUGUAAAGUCAUGUACUACACCGAGGUGUUGGGCUCUGAGGACUUCAGAACGGCUUGCUGUGAUGUGCAGAGUUUGGGAUCGAUGACCAGCUUGGAGUCGAGCCACAGCGGCUUCUCUCAGCUCAGCGCCGCCACCACCUCAUCACAGUCCAGCUCGAUGAUCUCGAGGUAGAAACUGGAAGCGGAGGACUUCAAUGUCCACAAUCCCCCCCCAUCCCCUACUGUCCCAACCAUCAACACCGAAGCCAACUCUCCUCCUACCCCUUUCGUCUUUGGACUCCUAUUGCACAGCCAGUCUCUAUGGAACUGAAGCAUGCUUGCACAAACAGAAGACAAAGAAUUUUAAAAAAUCAGAGGCAAAAAGAAAACAAGAGACUGUGUGUACAAUUUAAAGGGCUGAUUUUUGCACAGAGGUCAUAUAUUUUUCGUGCCUGGCACCUCUGCUGGGCAGCAGUUUGAAUCAGAACAUUUUCAGAAUGUUUGUUUGCGUCGUGUCUCAAGCAGGGUGGAAAGUUUAAAGGUCGGGAAAUGAAUUGGAAGCUCGAAAGAAGCAAUAUUCUCAUCCUGGAAACCGUGGGACCGGAUGAAGACACUGGAGGCGCUGUUACAUAUAUGCAUUUACAUGUUCACUCAUAUACACACAGUACUCAGACGACGCAUAACUCAUCAUGUGCGUUGGCUGACAAGACUGGAUGUGCUGUUACAUACCAACACCACCACACACACACACACUCACACUCACACUCACACACACAAUGAGACAUGCACAGACGUUUGAUGACAUGCAAAAAUCUACAGUGUUUGCCAUAUUACCAGAGGGAUUUGUUCAAUCUGGUGAACUGUUUAUAGGUCAAGUGUGGGCGGGCGGGGUGAACUCUUAACUAGACCUGGGUCGAAUAUCACUCACAAAUAUGUUUUUCAAACAGUAUGGAUUUCUGGAGCGGGUGGAGGUUACUGAAUCACGGCAAUACAGAUGCUGUCAGCACAGUUUCCAGUUGAUGGGAAAAUAUACUACACUGAUGUUCAGACACUUUUCCCGCAGCUGUCGGAGCUUUCUGGCAUUCAUUUUAUUGUCUUAUGUGGCAAACCCCACCCGUCUGUCUCACGAGGGCUUUAUCACAGCUUGAAAAGCAUUUGAAUAUUUGACCUGGGUCUGACUCUUAGCGAAGUAAUCCGCUAGAAGCAAUAACAUGAGUUUGACUUUCUACUGUGUGAAAUAUUUCUAUUUAUCAUUAAGAUGUAUGUGGAGGAUCAUGGGUGCUGCUGACUGCAGAUGACCUUUUUGUCAUAAGGCAGACAGACAGGCAAGCAGAGCCAGUAAACAUCAACAUUAUCACUUUGCUUUUGUCUCUGUUACCAUCCAUUCUGGAGAGAAACAAAAAUAACUCACCAGUUUUUUGGGUUUUUUUCUCCUGUGGAAUGACCAGAUUCGGUUUGCUCUGUCCAGCAUCUGCAUGAUUGAGGAACUCGAGUCAGAAUCAAGUUGUCAAGGAGAUGCCUUGUCACUGAUUUGUGAAUGUGCUACUGAUUGGCUAACCAAUGAAAUGCCUGAAUUUUGGAGGGUCGUGAUGUAAGCGGGCAGAACUGCCAUCAUUGGAUAUUUCUUUUUGAGAGUGAUGUAGAUUCAGUGUGCAUUAGGGAUGAAUGUUACUUUGUUGAUGAUGCUUAUCAUUUGACGGUGCGCCAGUAGAAAACAUAUUGAUACUGUACAUGUACUAGUGUUGGUUGGAGUUUGUUACUGUUUUGGAGAUGAGUACUUGAUGGAGUGAAGCAGUGUGGUGUGUUACUGCAUGCUCACGUGACGGUUGGGUUUACUAUUUAAAAAUUAAGAUAUAGCUGUUUUAAGAGCCAUGUGUCAAUAAAUACCAUUUUAGCCUUUUGUAAGCAUCAUUUAGAAACAUACCUGCUCUUUUGAAGGUCACCACUGUAUUAGAUGAGCGGCUGUGAAUUGAAUGACAUGAACAUUUCUAAAUGCAACGCAUCCAUGCAACAGUUUUUUGAUACAGUGUCUGUGGUUAAUAAGCAUUGAUGAUUUCACAUAGAUCUGACUCCCUGCAGAGGGUGUAAAUGAUCACCAUUGCCAAGAGUCAUUGGGUGCUGUUGCCAUGGUUACCGAGUGCAGCUGAGAACAAAAAGAAAAGAAAAAAAAAACAUUGGCAAGAGGCUUUCACUUUACAUGGGAAUCAAAGUCCUGACAAUACUAGCCCUGUCUGUCUUUGUUUUUGAUACAUGAAACAGUUUUUAACUAUAAAUGAAAGGUCAAGGAGUAAUUUGUGGUAUGUAUUAUAUGUCCUUAACUGCAAUAACAUGAAAUGCUUUUCUGAGGAAAAGAACCUCAUCAGAACGAGGGCUAUCAUGUGUGAGUGAUGGUGUAAAAGAAUGAAUGUUAGAAACGGCGAGGAAAAAAAAGGAUAUGCUUGUAAAAUGUGUGUAAACGCUCCCUCUGACCCUCACGGCAGGUUUGUAUCUCUACUCUGCCUCUUCUCACUUCCUCAUCUUCUUCUCUUCUCUGCAGCAUGUCUAGAAACACAGAACUAUCUUUCCUUCACCUGCUAUUUCCAUCAGGAAACUUAAUUUCAGUUUCUUUAAUGGGUCUUCUGAUGAAACAACAAGCAGCAUCAGCAGCAGACCUAACUACUCUAAUUUAUUCUUUUGUCUCUCUUUCUACUUUGUCACUUGAACACUCCAGUUUUGCUGUUUUUGCUUUCCAAACACUUUGAUUGUGUAUAUCUAAAAGCAGAGGGGACCUUAGAUUUGUAAAACUGGCUCACUUUCAAGUAGAGAGUUGAAGCCAUGGACGUAAAGUGUACUGAGAUCAGAUGUUGUUUCAUUUCCAUUUGAAUUCAGUGUUAGAGAUACCAGAGAACUUCUCUGCCUCUCUGACUUCAGCUCUUGCUGUGUGUACACUUUCAUAAAGAUCUCAUUGACAAAUGAGGGCUAUAACCGUUUGUCUGGACUUUUCCACACAUUUGUCUGUCUCUCUGCUUCCUUUUCUGACGUCGUUGCAUAUCUUCUCUUUCCCUUGAUGUGAGAAAUUAUGUAAAAAGUACUUGUUUGGAUUAAUGAGAAUAUGGCGCCUUUACAUUUUUUGAAGACAUUAAACUUGAAUUAUGAGAAAAUAA
This is a messenger RNA of Thunnus maccoyii (southern bluefin tuna), 5538 nucleotides long. Its product is annotated as SEC14-like protein 1. The transcript is spliced from 17 exons. Gene Ontology annotation, biological process: negative regulation of RIG-I signaling pathway. The coding region runs from base 384 to 2588 and encodes 734 amino acids. Gene Ontology annotation, molecular function: RIG-I binding. Lineage: Eukaryota; Metazoa; Chordata; Actinopteri; Scombriformes; Scombridae. Gene Ontology annotation, cellular component: cytoplasm; cytosol. The record is from RefSeq and is a predicted model, not a curated record.